Messenger RNA from Rhineura floridana, 2446 nucleotides. It is a transcript of the gene SETD4, whose product is annotated as SET domain containing 4. The record is from RefSeq and is a predicted model, not a curated record. The coding region runs from base 283 to 1605 and encodes 440 amino acids. Gene Ontology annotation, molecular function: histone H3K4 methyltransferase activity; histone H3K36 methyltransferase activity; transcription coactivator activity. Lineage: Eukaryota; Metazoa; Chordata; Lepidosauria; Squamata; Rhineuridae. Gene Ontology annotation, biological process: peptidyl-lysine trimethylation; peptidyl-lysine monomethylation; positive regulation of transcription by RNA polymerase II. The transcript has 12 exons.
GCAGAUUGACAAUGAACAGCACCCGCCUGUUCCUGUUCUUUGCAGCCUGGGAAAAACUCCGCGAGGGUGUGGAGGUUUGCUUUUGGUGAUGCAAGCGGGAGAAAGGAACGUGUUUGCAGAUCUUAGUUUAAGGCAGAGAUUUUUACGGAUGGGAAAAUCCUAAUCCAAUGUGUAUCACUAAAACAAAUACUUCUUAAUAUGGAACUUGGAAUUAAAGGCUGCAUUGAUCUCAGAAGGUUCAACUCGCAGAUUAUGUACAGAAUGUGAAGGCUUUUGUUUACCAUGAAGAAAAGUAAAGGUCGGACAUAUCGAAACAGACAAAGAAAACAAUCUAGAAGUUUCUCUUUGUGUUGUGUAAAUCUUAGCCACAAGCAGGAAUAUAUACUACUUAAGAAAUGGCUAAAAGGAAGAGGCUAUGCAGAUAAUAAAUUAAGGCCAGCACAAUGUUCAGAAACAGGAAGAGGACUGAUGACCACAAAAGCUCUUCAGGCAGAAGAGUUGAUUAUUUCACUGCCUGAAAAAUGCUUGCUCACCACUGAUACUGUUCUUGAGAGCUACCUUGGGGAAUAUAUUGUAAAAUGGAGGCCCCCCAUUUCUCCUUUGAUAGCACUGUGUACAUUUUUAAUAGCAGAAAAGUGUGCUCUUGAGAAGUCUCUGUGGAAGCCAUACCUUGAUCUCCUACCUGAAACAUAUACUUGUCCUGUUUGUUUGGAGCAAGAAACGGUGAACCUUUUUCCUGAGCCCUUAAAAAGAAAAGCCCUUGAGCAAAGAAAACUGGUCCAAGAGCUGUUUGCUUCGUCCCAGCAUUUUUUCUUUUCCUUGCAACCUUUGUUUCGCACAGGUGUGGAGUCUGUUUUUAACUAUAGUGCCUUUCAGUGGGCAUGGUGCACAGUUAAUACCAGAACGGUGUAUAUGAAACAUUUGCAGAGGGACUGUUUUUCUAGAGAGCCAGAUACGUAUGCCUUGGCACCAUACCUGGAUCUGCUAAAUCACAAUCCAGCUGUCCAGGUGAAAGCUGCAUUUAAUGAAAAGACAAAGUGUUAUGAAAUAAAAACACUUUCAUGCUGUCAAAAAUACAAAGAAGUAUUUAUUUGUUAUGGCCCUCAUGAUAAUCAGCGUCUGCUUCUAGAAUAUGGUUUUGUUGCCAUCCAUAAUCCACACAGCACUGUACAUGUUGGGACAGAUACCUUGCUUAAAUACCUCCUUGCAGAAGACAAGCAGAAGCAGAUGAAACUUUCUAUUUUAAGAGAACACAAACUUUUAGACAAUCUGACAUUUGGUUGGGAUGGACCAUCUUGGAGGCUUCUUACGGCUCUCAAGCUGCUAUGUCUCGAAACAGACCAAUUUACCUCCUGGAAGAAAGUGCUGCUUGGUGGUGUCAUUUCAGAGAGCAAUGAAAAGAAGAGUUUGGAUCUCGUAGCAAAAAUAUGUGUGUCAUUGAUAGAGGAGACUCGGCAUGCCCUUCAGAAGGUUUCUCUAUUAAAAAGUGAUUAUUUGCAUCUUGCAAGCCAACUAACUUUGGUUGAGGCAUUGCAUACAGAAGAUCUAAAGAUCUUGCAAUUGUCAGCUGAGGUUCUUCAGUGUUUACAUUCCACCACAACUUGAUCUCCUUGGAACAGAAUUACAUCUCUGCCUUUCUUUGCAAAGUGGGCACAGGGAGGCUUCCAAUACCUUGCGUAGAACAGUACAACAGUAAAAUAAUUUAGAAUCAAGUAAGGGUGCCAUAUAAAAUGGUUGAGAUGUGGAAAACACUGUCACAGAUUCUAAGAGUUACCAUUAAAUGGGGAAGAAAAUGCUUGCUGGAACAAGCCAGUUUUAAAAGUGGGCAUUGAGAGAGCCAGUUGCACAUACCUGGGGAGGUCAUUCCAUAGUCUAGGUGCCAUAAUAAAGAAGGUAUAAUAAAGAAGUCUUUAAUCCCCACCUGCCAAAUCUCAUUCAGAAGAAGAUACUCUGAAGAUGAGCAAAGUUCCGUUGUGAUUGUUCAUGCAGAAGAGAGAAUUUCAGUUUUCUGUUAGAACCCCUAUGAACAAGGAUGAAUUAUAAACGUUAAGAAAGCGGCAUCCAUGAGAACGUGGCCAUUUUUAAUUUGGACUGUUUGCUUGUUGAUUGUUAGAGGAAUUUGUCAGAGCUCAUCAGAGCUGUGCUCAGUGUUCACUCUAAAGAAAGUAAUUUUUCUCCAUCUGCUUAUGUGGCUUAACAAAUCCCCCAAUCUUAGUCUUUUUAACAUUUGCCCUUAUGCAUCUGGAAGUGAUCAGACAGCAGCUACCAUAAUGCAAGACUAAAUAUUUUUCUGGGAUUUAGCAUUUGCUGCCAACUGUAUUUUUUUAAAAAAGGACAAAAGGAAUGGUAUGUUGUACAAUGUUAACUUUGAAAUCCUGUACUGAAGUGAAACGUACAGGAGAAACAAUGGAUUUAGAUGUAGUAAAGUUCUACAUUGUUAUGCCAA